Molecule: messenger RNA, 1393 nt
Organism: Tachysurus vachellii
Lineage: Eukaryota; Metazoa; Chordata; Actinopteri; Siluriformes; Bagridae
Product: membrane-spanning 4-domains subfamily A member 4D-like
Exons: 8
Coding region: 330-1070 (246 amino acids)
Cellular component (GO): membrane
Source: RefSeq, a predicted model, not a curated record
GAGCUGUAAGAAAAACAACAGCAGGUUUCUGGGCUUCUCUGGAGCUCCAGUUCCUGUAUCCAGUUUUAGUUUUUAGUUUCAGUCUCGUGUCUGUGCUUGAACCAGAGGCAGAAUAUCUGCGUCACUGAGACCGUAAACAUUCUUUCAGAACAAAAGAUAAAGGUGUGGUGAAGAAACGGAAGAAUACAGAAGAAGAACAAGAAAAGAGAAACGCAGAGAGAGAAAGAGAGAAAAGGAGAGCGAGAGAGAGAGAGAGAGAGAGAGAGAGAGAGAGAGAGAGCACUGCUAAAAGGACAGAAGAUUAAAAGGUCAGACUUUGUGGUGUAAAGAUGGCCAGCGUUCCUGUACCUUUCACUAAUGUGGGACGCGGCUACACCGUCGUCACUCAAGUUAUUCCCUCAUCUACAGCAGAACAAAAUUCCACUCAGACACACAGCCCACUGAGCAAGUUCCUGAAAGGAGAACCCAAAGCUCUGGGGACUGUCCAGAUAAUGAUAGGUUUGUUGACGUUUUUGUUUGGUAUCGUGUUGGCGACCUACUCUCUGAACAUCAUCAUCUUCUCCGGAGUCGUCUUCUGGAGCCCAGUGUUUCACAUCAUUUCCGGCUCUCUGGCUGUUUCAGCGAGCAACAAGUUAAACUCCUGUGUGGUGAAGGCCACAUUGAUACUGAAUAUUUUUAGCACGCUAUCUGCAGGAUUAACCAUCAUCUUCCUGUUCAUGGAUCUCAUUUUUGGGGGUUAUAGAUAUAGAUACAUCUAUGCCUCAGAGGGCAUGAGGAAAGGAAUAACUGGAGUUCUGCUGGUUUUCACUCUGCUCCAGUUCUGCAUCUCUAUCGCACUUUCAGCCUUCACCUGCAAAGCCACCUGCACCAGUGAACCGACCCUGAACGUCAUCAACGUGGUUCCGAACCCUGAGAGUUUUGCUCCUAGUGCUCCUGUGAACAACCCUUUCCCACCUCAUCACACUCAGCUGGGGGUCAAUACGAUGCACGGCGUCGCCAUGGCUACAGCAGCCGGGGGAAAUCCUCCGGCGUACAGUGAGAUAAAUAAAAACUGUUCAUUUACACUGUAACUCAAUUAACACAAUCCCACUGACCAGAGAACACACACAAUCAAAGACACUGAAAGCCUACAUCACACACAUCAUACACCAUACACACUAUACACAUAACAGACAUAUCACAACCAUCACACACACUAUACACAUCACACACACUAUACACAUCAUACACCAUACUGUACACACUAUACACAUAACAGACAUAUCACAACCAUCACACACACUAUACACAUCACACACACUAUACACAUCACAUACAUCACAUGCACUACACAAUUAUUGCUCCCAGGUGUUUUUUCUCAAAACUUCCAAAAAUAAAGAUGUUUAAUUAACAA